This is a messenger RNA of Ustilaginoidea virens, 2130 nucleotides long. RefSeq lists its product as uncharacterized. The coding region runs from base 1 to 2130 and encodes 709 amino acids. The record is from RefSeq and is a predicted model, not a curated record. Gene Ontology annotation, molecular function: ATP binding; protein kinase activity. The transcript is spliced from 2 exons. Gene Ontology annotation, biological process: protein phosphorylation. Lineage: Eukaryota; Fungi; Ascomycota; Sordariomycetes; Hypocreales; Clavicipitaceae.
AUGUCGACACUGACCGCCCCCGCUGGUGCUGACGACCCGUGGAGAAACGAGGAGAGCGCAGUCGAAGAUGCUCGGAGGACCCAAUCCAUUAUCGCGCACGAAUGUGCAAAUACCGGCACAAAACCGCCACCGUACGAGUUGAUGGCCCUUAUCGGUAAAGGUAGCUUUGGUCGGGUUUAUAAAGCUCGUGGGCUAAAAACAAGGCGACCGGUGGCCGUUAAAAUCAUCAGCAUCGAGGAGGGCGACAGCACCCACCCCGGUGGCACAGAUACUUUCAGCGAUAUCCUAAAGGAGAUAAACACAUUGAAGCUUCUCAACGAUAGGGGAGCCAAAAAUAUCAAUCGCGUUCUCGAUACUCACCUCGUUGGUCAGUCUGUUUGGAUGAUCACUGAGUAUUGUGCUGGUGGUAGCGUCUCUACUCUAAUGAGACCAACCGGCGGCUUGGCCGAGAGGUGGAUUGUACCCAUCUUGCGGGAAGUAGCCGAGGCUAUACACUGGGUCCACAGUCAGGGCGUCAUUCAUCGCGACAUCAAAUGUGCCAAUGUUCUCAUUACCGAGGUCGGAGGCGUUCAACUUUGCGACUUCGGCGUUGCUGGCAUUAUCGAGACCAAGUUCGACAAGAGAAGCACCGUCACGGGCACACUACAGUGGAUGGCUCCAGAGCUAUUCGAAUCCUCAACAUCGUACGGCAUCGAGGUCGAUAUUUGGGCUUUUGGAUCUAUGGCUUACGAGGUUGCUACGGGACUUCCGCCAAAUGCGACCGGCCUAAUUGAUCUGGCAAACUUUGGGUCGCAUCUCAAACACAACUGUCCGCGUCUCGAGGGAGAUGGAUACUCGUCACAUCUUCGAGACAUAGUCGCGUGCUGCAUGGUUCCCGAUCCGGCCCAACGACCCAAUAUCGAGCAGGUUCAGGCACAUCCAUACAUUUUCGGCACAUCCGAUCGAUUUCCUACUCCCUCGCUAUCUCAGCUUGUCAACGCCUAUAAACUUUGGGAGGCCCAAGGGGGAAGUAGGAAGUCUCUCUUUUCUGCAGGUGGUGCGCAAGGUCUUGCAAACGCUUCAUCCCCAUUAGUUCCGAACGACGAAUGGGACUUUGGAACGUUCAAAGAGUCGAGUCUCGAGUGUGACGAUUCAGAAACCCGGACCAUUCAGGAUGCAUAUGGGACGGCGGUCGGCUUGCCUUGGCAGCCACGAACAAACCCGGCACGUCGCCGGCCACCAAUUGUCAAGCCACUGAUUGUACCCCUCGAGCAUAUUUUCGACCCCAAUUCCAGCACCAACUAUGACGACAAUGCCCGUGCUUUCUACGGACAUUAUGCCCAACCGCGGACAGAUGAUCUGCCACUGCGGGACGACAAGGACAGCUCCACCAUCAGAGAGUCGCUAAUAGACCUCGAUGCCUCACUUGACGGAAAUCACCUAUCGCAGUUCGUUGAUAUGGGGACAAUCAGAGCAGGCCCUCCGUCAGCCCCCAAUAAUACAUUGGACCCGAGUCAUCGCCUGACCCAGGAUUGGAAAUUCCCACUUAUGACACCAUAUGCUGAAGACCCCGAAGAGAAUAGUCAUUCACAUCCCAAGUCGUGGAAUGUGGUUCCGGGCAUACCGAUCCCGGACACGCAGCUUCAUCGCGCUUCGACGAUAAGUCUCAUUGACCUUGAUGCCAGCACAGUAGACGGGGCAGGAGUCUUUCCCCGCCCAUCCACGGCGAACUCUGACAAUAUAUCAAUGAGCUCUGAUACAGGAAAGUCGCCAUUCGAGCUCGAAGAACAAGUCUUCCAUGCAAGCUCAUUACCAGCCUCCAGGGAACCCUCUAUUUACGUGACAGAUGACGUGACUAUUGAGAGCCUUAUCGUACCCGAUGACGACUCACCGAAUGACCAAGUCGUCGAUUUACCAGAGGAAAGCACCGUACAGAAGCAGGGAGGCCAGGACGAGAGCCUUCCGCAUGACCAGCACACCACCUUGGCGGUUCCAGCCCCACCAUCUACGAACGUGAUGCUGGGCAUCAAUACCGAAGAAGAGCUAAAACAAGAACUGAAACGGUUGAUCUCAAGCUUGGGCGAGCACCUUCAAUUGGCGUCCGACGCACUAGCGCACUUGCCUGUUAGACACGACAUCAUUAGUAUUUAA